AUGUUUGAGACAACCGUAUUGGAUUCUGUUCUGGAGGCGCGCUAUAUAUAUGCUACGUUACACCUUCCGCAGUUGGAUGAUUCCUUCCUGACUUCAUUGCAAGAGAUGUCCACAAUCCCGAGAGAAAACAUAUGCUCAAACUGUUUGAAACAAGCUGAUGUGCAUCUUAUAUGUGUUGAAUGUGAUUGCGUACAGCUAUGUGUUGCUUGCUACUGUUACGGUGCUGAGUCUGGAAUACACAAGAAAAAUCAUGGUUAUCGAGUUUCGAGACUAAAUUUGCUGCCACACUCUAUUCUCGAGGGUUGGAGUUCUGAGGAGGAAUUGAAUCUUCUUGAAGCAUUGGAGCAGUAUGGAAUUGGAAAUUGGGAGGAUAUAGCUUUAAAAGUGGGAACUAAAAGCUCUGAAGAAUGCAUGUAUCAUUACUGUAAUCGCUAUUUGGGUGGAGUAUUUGGCCUGGAGUUGCUGAAUGAUAAUAAAUAUCCUUCUCGAAUUACAGAUCACACAAACCACGUAGUGUUAUCUCCUAUGCAACCACCACACUCAUCAUAUAUUGAUAUUGAAGAUCAACAGCUAUUGGGUUACAUGCCAAACCGUGGUGACUUUGAACGAGAUUAUGACAACGAUGCUGAGAGCAUACUAUGUAGAUUACAUCCCAGUUUUUCUCAUGAUGACCUAGAGGACGCUUUAAAAGUAGCACAAGUCAAUAUUUACAUGCAAAGGUUGCGUGAGCGUCAAAGGCGCAAAGAAAUUGCUUGUGAGCAUGGUUUGAUUCCUCAUAUUCUAGCAUUUAUUCUGAACAAACGUGUAAAAAAACGUAUCCCUGUAGUAGAAAAACACAUUAGAAAAGAAUAUAAACCUGCCAGAAGUAAACAUCGUGGACGUCCACCAUCAUUGACAAAUAUAUCACACAACAAAUUAAAUAGUAAAAUAACACCCAUGAAAAAACUAUCCAACCUUAAUGAAUCUUUGAAUAAAAGUUCAUCUAAAAAGCCUUCUCCAAGUAGUUGGCUUGCUGCUCCAUUUAUUGUUCAGUCAUCUGAAUUGAUAAAAGGUGCACCAAUUGUAGUCAAUAUCUCAUCGAAUGUUGUAAAUAAUCAAGUGCUAACCGAUUCCAAAAGUAUAAAUCCAACUAAUAUCUACAAAGUUGAACCAACAAACUCAUUGGAAGAUUUCAAUGGAUUUUAUUUAAAUGAAAAAUUAAAACCAUUUCUAAGAUAUUUCACUGGUAUACAAGGGAAACAUUUUAUGGAGAAUUUGUAUAAAGAAGAAUUAAUUAAACAUGAAAUUAAGUAUUUACUUGAUUUACGAGCUAAAGGAAAAACACAAUUAAUGGGAAAUAGAAUGGAUUUUACUGAAGUAAAUAAAUUUCAUGGUAAUGUACUCAUUGAUUAGUUUUAAAGUAAUUUUUUUGAGUUCCAAUUCUUUGUCCGUUUGAUUUCUUCUUGAAUUCCACAAGUUAUUGUAAGCCUUCAAAGUUGAUACCUUUGGCUGACAGUCUAGUAACAAUUAUAUAUAUAUAUAUAUCAGCAGUGGAAGACUUGUAUUGAACGAGAACUCAGGUGGAGACAACCAGUUUAUUUAAUAGUUGAAUUCAUGAGUCGUUUUAAGCUAGACCACCCUGGAAGCACUGGACGGUUGUUUCAUCCUAGUAUGGGACUCCUCAGCAGUGCAUAUUCACGAUCCCGCAUACGGGACUCGAACACAGGACCUUGGGUGUCGCGCGUGAAUUCUUAACCUCUUGGUUACUGAGUCAGCAUCUAAUCGUGUUAAUGUUUAACUUCAACCAAUCCAUGAUAUUGUGCGACCGUCCAUUAUUGUCUUAAGUGAGUAACUGCAUCACAACUGACACGAUUUGACUCCACUGGUCACAUAUACUCACUAAGUUGGUCUAGUUUAAAUGGACUUAUGAAUUCAACUAUUAAAUGACUACAUUUUCCACAAACCCUUGUUCUGAUAAUAACAAAUUUAUUAUUUAGUGAAAAGUUACAGAGUUCUUUCGUAAAAUGUAAAAACCAUACAUUAAAUACUUCAUUUGCAAAUCUCCCAUCAAUUGUCCUCUACGUCCUUCGUAAUUCUUCCAUUUCUCAGUUGCUUUAUGUGUUCCUUUCUGUUUUCUUCAGUCAAAUCUUCUCAACCUUCUUUUGAUAAGCUUUCAACUUCUGAUUGGUGUUACAUACUACUUAUGUCUGUCCACAUAAAUACUAUACGACGCAAACUGACUACUGACAUUUUUCAACAUGCAUGUCAAGUUUUAGUCUUUUAAUUGUUAUAUUAUCUGAAAUUUUUUACAGAUAUGGAGUAUGCUGCUUAUCGAUAGUAUUGAAUGCAUUGAUAUUUUUUCGAAAGAAAGUCACAUGCAGUCUAAAUGAUUAUAUUUUUUGCUCCUAUGGGAUGUUGAUUCAGUGAAGCCUGUAGAUAGCCGCCAUCCCGUCAUUUCUUUGUAUUUGUUUUUGCAGUUCUGAGCAUAUAUAAAAUUGAAUAUGAUAUGUUUUAUCUGGAGCAAUACUGCUUCUGUUACUAUAAAUAUGAUGCUCUUAACUUUUUAUUAACUUUGUUUACCUUUGCAUGUGGUUCAUUUAUAGUUUAUCCACAUCGGUGGUUGUAUAAUGUUAGCUAUAUUUUCGUUUUUUGAAGAACUUCUAAUACUAACAUGAACUCAUUUAAUACUCUUCUCAUUUAGUUUUCAAAAGACUUACUAUUCUGUGAUAGAUCUUCAUAAAUCCUAAUCUGUAUUAAAAUUUUUGGAGUAUUUGAACUUAUUACCUUAUUUGAAAUAUACUCACUUGGCUGGUUAAAAGUGACUGUAAAUAUGACAUGUACUUUUUAAUAUUGAGAUGCGGCUUAACUUCAUAACACUAGGAAAAAAUUAUGCUUUGUAAUUAUCUUUAAUAAUGAGCCGUCGGAAAUAAUCGGAUAGUUCGUCUAUCUGGUUGAUUAUGUUAGUUAGUUGAAUUCACAAUUCCUCAAUAUGAUCAAUUUUAUUCUAUCUAUCUAAAAUUUUGUUUAUUGAUACCGUAGAUGAUAGACAAUUUUCUCACUGACCACUUAUGUCUGUAAUACCCAUAUAAUAAAGUCCAAUGCAUUCUGACAUAAUCGAGAUCGUAACCUAAUAAUGAUAUAUCCAUUUUUGAUGUUUCGAACACGUUUCACGUAUAGUAUCUCAGAAGCUUUCAAAUUAAACAUUACUUCUUUGAUAUUGAGAAUACAUGAAAUAUACUUUAAAGAUAAUUCAUUUAUAGAAUAAUACUAUGAAUCGAAUGAUAUUUAUAUUGAAUUUAACACAGAAUCAAAUAUGGUUGAAACGAUUCAUCAUUGAUAAUGUUACUAUAGUUUUCUAUAAUGGUUACUCUAUAGGUGAAAUGAAAUCAAUAAAAGCUGAAUAAACUUGACCAAUUAUUUUUGUUUAUUUAUACAAAUAGCCAUUAAUUAAUUAAUUAUUUAUUAAAUAACGUCAAUGUACAAAUAGUUACCUACAUUGUAUUAAUUCAUAAAAUAAAAUUCAUAGUUUUAAUCACAAGUUAUACAUUUUUGUGUUAUUGUAUUUAUUAGGUCAUUAAUUAACGCUAAUACAUCUCUCUGCUUUUUUAUGCAAUAUUAUAAACUAUAUUAUUUCUUAUACAAGUGUAGUAUGCCUGAACACCGAUUACCAC
Molecule: messenger RNA, 3650 nt
Organism: Schistosoma guineensis
Lineage: Eukaryota; Metazoa; Platyhelminthes; Trematoda; Strigeidida; Schistosomatidae
Source: the annotation of a GenBank genome assembly